Messenger RNA from Bufo bufo (common toad), 3419 nucleotides. It is a transcript of the gene KREMEN1, whose product is annotated as kringle containing transmembrane protein 1. The record is from RefSeq and is a predicted model, not a curated record. The coding region runs from base 164 to 1513 and encodes 449 amino acids. Gene Ontology annotation, biological process: multicellular organism development; Wnt signaling pathway. Gene Ontology annotation, cellular component: plasma membrane. NCBI's taxonomy places the organism in Eukaryota, Metazoa, Chordata, Amphibia, Anura, Bufonidae. The transcript has 9 exons.
UUCCCUCUCCAGUCUGUAACAACAACCGAAAAUAAAAGGCAUCCCCCAAAGCUGAGCCAGUCCCUCUCAGGAUCUGAGCAAAUGAACAACCUGCUACACGUCUAGGGGAAUCCUUGGCUGCCUGUCACUCUCCUCACAUAUUCAGCUCAACUCAGCAAGGGGAAUGGAUUUGUUGAGACUUUCAUUGAGGAUCCUGCUCUUGCCUUCAGUGCUGGUGCUCUGCUCUGAUCUCUUUCAUUCUGAAUGUUACACAGUCAACGGGGCUGAUUACAGAGGAAGCCAAAACCAGACGUCUUUGGACUGUGGGAAGCUUUGCCUCUUCUGGAAUGAGACCUUUCAGCAUCCAUACAAUACUUUGAAAUACCCCAAUGGUGAGGGAGGUUUGGGAGAUCACAACUACUGCAGGAACCCAGAUGGUGACGUCAGUCCCUGGUGUUACAUAGCAGAACAUGAAGAUGGCGUGUACUGGAAGUAUUGUGACAUUCCAACCUGUAGAAUGCCUGGGAACCUGGGAUGCUUCAAAGACCAUGGAAACCCACCCCCUCUGACCGGUAUCACAGAGACAUCCAAUAAGCAAACAAUUCAGACUUGCAUCACUAUGUGUCGGCGACAACGCUACAAGUAUGCUGGACUGGAGUCUGGGUUUGCUUGCUUCUGUGGUAAUAAUGCAGAUUACAGAAAACAUGGAGAGACGCCAAGCACAGACUGCAACAGUGUUUGUUUUGGGGAUCAUACGCAGCCAUGCGGAGGGGAUGGACGAAUCAUCCUGUUUGACUCACUUAUUGGGGCAUGUGGUGGAAAUUAUACCAAGGAGGCAGCUGUUAUCUACUCCCCAGAUUUUCCGGACUCGUAUGGAUCAGGAAAAGCAUGUUAUUGGACAAUUCAAGUUCCAGGAGCCAUUUUAAUCCGUUUUAACUUUACCUUCUUUGACAUCAGAGACUCACAGGAUAUGGUAGAGCUUUUGGAUGGCUAUACAAAGCAGGUCUUGGUACGAUUUGAUGGCAGAAACCACCCAUCACAGAGCUUUAACAUCUCAUUAGAUUUUGUCAUCUUGUAUUUUUUCUCGGAUCGCAUCAAUCAGGCCCAAGGAUUUGCACUUGUAUACCAAGCAUUCAAGGAAAGAACCAUGGAAAAGCCUCAAUUAUCCAACCAGACACAGACAGAACUGAUAACUCAAACAGCCAACCUGAGCGUCAAUGCAGCACGGUCUUCAAAGAUCCUUUAUGUCAUAACAACUAGUCCUAGCCGGCCAACUGGGCAAGUGCCAGGUUGGACUAUCUACGCACUUACAGCUCUGCUUAUUUUAACCCUCAUUGCCAUUUUGGUGAAAGCACUUCUUCACCUUAAUAUAAAGUCUCAAAGGUUGCCCUCAGUGACCAGUAUAGACAGUUGUCACCGAGGAUCUGCAGGAGAAAUAUGGAGCAUAUUCUACAAACCUUCCACGUCAAUCUCUAUUUUCCCAAAGAAGAUUAAGAGUCCUCAUGAUGAUCGCAACCCAUUAGUAGGAGAAUAAUUGCACUUUGGUCAAAAAUUGUCAAAUCUGCAGAGCUACAUUAGAAGACUACACCAUCUCUGUUCUUAGAAAUUGGUUAAUUAAAUAUAUAUAUAUUUAUGACCGUCUGACAAUCUCUUUGUGGGCUUGAAACACAAGGAGGAGGAGAUGUCAAUGUCUGUCUAGUCCAGAAGCAUUUAGGACCAGGAUGAACACAUACAUUUUCCAGCUAAAAGAGCAAUAGAAAAUAUGCCAGAUGUUCCAAGGUCUACCGUAGCUCUUAUGUCUCAUCACAGGUCAAAGAGAACAUGUGACUGGGGUGGGAUGGCAGGAACACCAGCUUAAUGCUGCAGGCGUUGCAUACAAUCACGCUUCACUCUGCACAGCAGGGCACUCCAUAUUUCAAAGGGAUACUCCUUCUGAUGUACAUUCAGAUCCUCAUUCUUUUUUAAGUAUAUUUAUGAACUUUGGACUUAAAUAUGGAGCACCUGAUACUGUCUGGAUUUCCUACUGCAUCAUGGACAACCAUAGUAAUGAUGGAUUUUUGUAUUGUGUAUAUUUUUCCAUAACUUCUGAACAACAUAAAUCAAAGCUGGAACCAUGACAUUAUGAGCCAUGCAGUUUCCCUCAUUCUAGAGUUUACAUAGUUUCUUGCACAGAAUGAAUGGAUCUGUACAUGGGACUGACAAGUCAGGAAGAUCUUUUACCCUACAUCAUGCAUGGGUGUUUUGUUUUCUGGAUUUUUUUUUCUUUUUUUUUUUCCUUUAUAAUGCUGCAUGAAAAGAGUGUCAAUGUCUAUGGGGCCACUAGCUAACUUAUUAUCAGAAAGUGCAUAUUUGUACCCAUUUUUCAGUUUAUAAUUUAAAUCUGCAUUCUAUAUCAAUGUCUGUCUUGGAAAUGUCUGCCCGCAUAAUUUAUAAAACCUGCUCAGAGAAAGCUUCUGAUCCUUUAUGUUGUGCCUUGCCAUUGUUUAUCUACUUAAACGCAUUGGUGAUUAACGUCUCCUGCAAGAACAUCUGGUCCGUUUUUCUGCAUAAGUGCCUAACAAAAGUUUUCAUCUAAAACACCCUCAGUCCUGAAAAAACUUUGAUUUAAGAUACUAUAUGUAAGAUUUGAGCCUUGUCAUUAAAAAAUGAAAUGAAAUACUGGCUGCAGGAGAAUCUCUGUGUGGAGGAUAGCUAUUCACAAUGGUCUGUAAUUUGGAUAGGAAUGGCACUGACAAACAUUGUAUUAACACUUUAGACUGAAAACUGUUGGGUAAAUUUAUGAAAACUGCAUUUGUUGCUCAAUGUAACUGAUAGUGGGCACCUUUCAUUUUUGAAGAGCUGUAUACGCACUUGAAUAAGAUUUGGGGAUAUUGAUGGACAGGAAUCCUAACUUUAGCGACCUGUGCCAGGCAGCUGCUACCAAGGCAAAUAAAAUUAUGGGAUGCAUCUAAAGAGGCACAUAUGUCAUGUCAGACCAAACAUGGCAUAGUGUGUAGAAUGCUGUGUACCUGUGUUUAACAAUAACAUAGCUGGACUUAAGUGGGCGAAGAGAAGGGCAACUAAGGCAAUUAAGAUGAUGGAUUGCUGAACCAAGACAGGUUAACAAACUUGGGGUCAUUCAGUCUGGAAAAAAAGACCACAUAGGGUCAAUCUAAUUACAACGUACAAAUAUUUAAAUGGCCGAUACAGUGAUCUUUCUAAUGAUCUCUUUACUUCUAGUCAUGUAAUUAUGACAAGAAGGUUGAAAGAAGGUUUCAUCAUUGUCACAGACAGAGUUUCUUUAUUGUGAAGGUACAGCCACAUGGCCAGGAUUCUGCAUGCAGUUUUGGAAGCUAAAAUCAGGAGUGGAUAAUAAAAGUAGAAAAUGUAUACAGGACAGGUACUACUUGUUUUUUUGAACUCACUCCUGGUUAUGGCUUCCAAAACUGCAUGCAUAUCCU